AUGAAGAGAUUCACUACACUUUGAGACACAGAUCGCGAGUCUGCAUCCUAAAUUUCUUUGAAAAUAUCUGAUUACUCUGUCAUUCCAUAUAACAGGGAAAGUGUAAAGCUAAAACUGCAAAGAACUGUCAGAAAAUAUACUCUUCGAACCAAAUGAUAAGAAAAACUGUUUAUGUGUAAAUUGUUACGUAAAUUAUUGCAUACCGCACACACGGCCCCUUAUUGUUCACUGUUGUUAUGUAUUAGAAUACAUUGUAUAUCACUUUCUAUGUAUUGUUUCAAACUAAAUAAUGACAAAUUAUAAUGAUGACGUUGUGUUUUGCGAAUUUAAGGGGAGUGGAUAUCAAUGUUGUUUAUCAAAUAUUUUCUAAAUAAUUGUGAAUUAACACUAAGGUAUGACUAGAUAAAUAUUUAAAACAUUUAUUGCUAUUAAAUAAAAUAUACAAAAUAGAUUAUAAUUAAAAAUAUUAUCAAGUUUACAGCAGUAAAUACUGCUUACCCCUUCAGAGUUACUCUAUUUAGGGGUUAACAUAAACCUAGUUCAAGUGAACACUUUUUAACUUAGUGUUAUUUCACAAAUAUUGUAACAACAUUGGAACUAUCCACACAAUCCCCAAAGCGUUGAACUUCUUUACAAAUUAUAAUUGAUUAGUUCACUUUAUAUCCUCGGUCGUUGUUAUCAUCUGCUAAUAUAUCCAAUAUAUACGUUAAAGUCACUGGUACUAAGUAAUUAGAACUAAACUCUUAAAAUAUGCCUGUAGUGCUGUCUGAAAAACACAUUCACUGCGUCUGAUCAAUUCAGGUUUCUCCCAAUAAUACUCCCGCAUUAAGCAAUUUAAUCCUUACGUUGCGGGGGUUUCACUUACAUUCAAGUCACAUGUACAAGACACCCAGACUCAAAACGAGCAUUUGUGGAUCUCACAAAUGCUUGUCCCCUGCGAGGAUCGAACCCGCGACACGAUCGCAACCACUCGUCUACUACCCGUAUAUUCAAUUCACAUUUACACAAUUGAUCUCAAUUGAUUGAGGCGUUUCACUGAGUUGCUUAAAGUAUAAGAUAAUUUGAUUUAGCAGAUGAUAACGACAUCAUGUGUCUAUGAACUCAGCACUACGACACGUCUUGUGUCUCUUGUGGCUUUCGUUCGCGUUUUCUAUUAGUAUAAAUAUACACAGACUUUACAAGGUCUUUGCAUAAUUGUGAAGAGAGUUGAAAAUUAAUUCCGUAUUGCUCUUUAAUAAAAUAAAAAUAAAAUGUUAACUAGUAAUGCUUGUGGCUCAGUGUUUACCAUUUAACGGGUUUACAAGCUGUAAGAUACACGAAAAAAAUGUCUUUACUUUAAUAAUACCACUUUGGCAUUUGAAAUUAUGUUAUCUUAAUGCCUACGACGAAGAAAAUCGCACUAGAAAUUUAUUUAAUUCCUGGCAAGCCGCGAGCAUUACAUAAUUUUUAGCAAUUUAAAUUACGAAACCACUAAAACUAGAAGUGAAUUGAUUAAAAAGUGAAACGCGAACGGACCACAACUAAUAUAUGAGUAUAUAUUAUAUUCUCAAGUUGCCUUAAUAUAUUUUAGACUGAUUUUUUAUAAUCGUGAAGCGUGUCAAACAGUUUAUAUAGAAUGUUAAGGUAUGUAACUGCGCUCGUUUUCAAUCAUUAAGUAUAAGAUCGCAGUUUACUUAUGACUUGGCGGUUUACUGAAUAUAAGUUAUUUAUCGUCACAGGAUAUUUGUCGACAAAAUGCUGAUAUGGAGAGCCAUUCUGAAUUCACUGUACUAGAAUCUCAAUUAAUACCACAUUUUCAGUUUAAAAAGUCUUUUGACAGAAUACAAUUUAAUGAAUCAGGUUUUCCGAAUAGCCCUCCCAACUCUUUAUGUAAAGAGAAAUGUGUCUGUGCGUAUCAAUGUGUACACUAUUUCGUCUUUUGUUGCCACACGUACCCCACGACAAAUAUCUGACCAAAAAUCCGAAUUUAUAUCGAUUGCUUUGCAAAAACUGUAACGUUCCGUUGGAGCUUGAUGUUUUGUAUGUGUUAGUCUGAAUUGAACUAUUGCAAUGUAUAAUAGUAGAUAAUAUUUGUAUAGUAGGAAGGCACAAUCCGUCCACAAGUGAAAGUUUCUGCAUAUGCGACUGUUUUGUUUAAAAAAUAUAUUUGUAAAAUUCAAAUUUUCAUUGAUAUUGACAUGGUCAGAAAAAAGCUUAUGAAAUUCAUAUUAGUACCUAUAUCUUAUGUUUGAAUUAUUAACCAAUUUAAAUUGAUUCUUAAUAUCGAUAGAAAUAAGUUUGGCAUUUGUAAAUUCAUUUUGAAACCAACUGGAAAAUGUUCAAGAAAUAAAAUUGUAUACGCUGUACUACUUCUUUAAGUAUUAAUUUACCAUACUAUUUUGAUAUAUGCUAUCUAUAUGUCUAUAUCAAUGAGUUUGGAGUUUCCUCAGCAUAUGCAGACGUGACGUGGUGUUUUGUGACGUUCGGGUAAACCGCCGGCGCUCCGUUGAUUUGUGUCACAUCAAUAUCAGAAUUAAUACUGAAUUAAAAUGGUACAUGGAUAUAUUUUGUUGUUUUAUUUUUGUAUUAUUUGUAAAACCAUUUGUACAUAAUUUACGCAAGUGAGGGAUUCCUAUUGAAUACUUAAUGCAUAUUGGAAUAAGAACACAGAAUUCUGGAAAGAUUGGCGUUAACUGCGUAACUCGCACAUUAACAUUUGAUGGAAAUCUAUAUUGAAAUCGCUCAAUCCGUUCGGGAGCUAUGAUGCUACGCAUAGAAGACAGACACGCGGGCAGAAGGGCGUCAAACUUAUAACAAAAUAAAGAAUCUAUUGAUCACACACAAGUUUAUUGUUCUAAAUUGUGUCUUUUAAUAUUUUAAGGUUCAAAAAAUGGUCAAAUUAUGUGCAGAUCGAGAAUAACCCACGUAUCCAACCACAAUUACUCAUAAAUAAAUAUUCUAUAGAAAUUGCACGCAAUUUAGCGAAUUACAUUAGACCUGUAUUAAAAUGUAAUUUUAUAAUUUUUAUAAUGCUAGUACGAGAGUUAUUAAGCAAUAGUGACUUAGAUUGCUGCAUGAAUAAAUUAUUUAAAUAUAAUUUCCCUUUUCUUACUAGACUAGUGCUUUCUAUAAGUUUGGUUGAAGACGUUUCCUAUACUAAAAAAUGUUGUAUUCAAACCUUCCUCAAGAUUACAAAAAGACAUUCAGUCGAUACAUAUAUUUAUUCAAAUUCAUUGGCAUACAGUUCUUUGAUGAGCCCAAUGGCGUAUUCACAAAAGCUAACUUAAAAUUAACUGUAUUCGUUAUUACCUUCUUACCUUUCGUCAUUGGCCAAUUCAGUUUGAUCUCAAAAAUAAGAAUUGAAAACUUUUUGGAGAGUGUGCGAGUUGUUCCCGUUGAUAUUAUGUUUUUUCUGGAUUUAGUGAAGCUGUCGAUUCUUAUUAUCAGAAGAUCCGAUAUCAGGGAUAUGUUCUUGGAGAUCGGUGAAUUGUGGCCGAAAGGACUCAAGUCUGAUGAAGAAAAGUCCGUGAUUUUGAAGGCUUGGCUGAAAAGAAUUAGGAUCCCACUUGAUUUUUUCUUCUUCUUCGCGAUAGCAAACCUGUGCCUGUUCGAGGUGAUCCCCUUCAUCAUGUCUUGCUUCAACAUCAGCCACGGAAUGGACGUCUAUGUGUUUCCUUUUAAACCUCCAAACGUGUGGAAUAUUAACUCAACUUUUGUUUUUCUGAUUACUUACCUAUGGGAGAUAUCGUGCACUGUACCAUGUCAAAUGUGUGUCUACCUGCCCUUCGAUCUGCUAAUCGUGACUAUGACGUCAAACGUUAGUGCUCUGUUGAGACUGCUACAGAUCGAUCUCAAAAACGCCAUUAAAUUGCGUGAUAGCAACAUGCUGCUGAAGAAUAAUAUUCACAAAUCUGACUCCGAUGGGUAUCAGGAAGUCAAAACUAUUAUUGAAACACAUCAGAAACUUUUAAGAAUAGCAGACCAGCUCAGCAAUAUAUUCGGUAUAGUGAUAUUCAUUCACGCCAUGUUUGCCGCUCUCGAAAUUUGCUUUUUUGGAUUUUUGACUGUGAUCUGUGUCGGACCCGCAGAGACCAUCGCUAACUUCCUCACCGUGUUGAGCGCAGUUUUCACUAUCUUUCUUCUAUCGCUUUCUGGACAAUUAUUGUGUGACACGAGUUCGGAAGUAGCUGACGCCGCGUAUCAGAGUUACUGGUAUGAGAGCGAUGUGAAGGUGAAAAAGCUAAUUCUGUUCAUAAUAAUCAGAGCGCAGCGCCCUAGUUAUUUGUCUGCACUUGGAUUUUCUGAAUUAACUCUCAGAUCAUUUUCUAAGAUCAUGAGUUCCUCGUGGACAUAUUUGUCAUUGCUGUUACAAGUCUACGAAGAGACAUAAAUUAAAGUUUCGAAUUGAUGUCUUGGUAUAAAAUGGACACCUGCACUUUGCACAAUACCUUACUAAUGUCUAGUAUCCAGUAGUCCAUCCUAUUUUCCACGUUACGAACGUAGUUUUUUUGUCACUUACACAAAUAUUUUAAAACAAAAACUUACAUUUUUAGAAGGUCUUAAA
This is a messenger RNA of Trichoplusia ni (cabbage looper), 4543 nucleotides long. RefSeq names its product odorant receptor 85c-like. The record is from RefSeq and is a predicted model, not a curated record. Gene Ontology annotation, biological process: sensory perception of smell; detection of chemical stimulus involved in sensory perception of smell. Gene Ontology annotation, molecular function: odorant binding; olfactory receptor activity. The transcript is spliced from 9 exons. Gene Ontology annotation, cellular component: plasma membrane. NCBI's taxonomy places the organism in Eukaryota, Metazoa, Arthropoda, Insecta, Lepidoptera, Noctuidae. Bases 3143 to 4369 code for a protein of 408 amino acids.